UUCGUUGGCACUCUGGUUUCAUCACUUCAGACCUCGACUACCCUUGAGCGGUUCAUCAGGACGCAUUUUGGGCGCUCGGAUACCCUACUUGUUGUAGUCAACGACUUUCUUUCAUAUUUUGAUCGCGUUUGCUGUGGUUUCCAGACAAUAAGAAGCCAAAGAGGAGAACGUGAGGUUUUCGCCAUGGGAGCACAGACCUCAGCGCAACGGGACGGGAAGACUCAAGAAGAUGCGUCAGCGGAGGAGCUGAGUGCGGAGGUGAACGCGACCCAGGAGGACAGCGCCGUCGAUGCCAAGCUGCUGCAAAAGAACGGACAGAUCUCCAGCAUCUCCAGCCUCAAUGGACACUCAGAAGACAAUUCCCUGGCCGAAGUCGGCCAGACAGACGGCGGGUCUCAGAAGGAGGAGGUUCCUGAGACGAUGGACACCCUCCAAGGGGAGGUGGCCCCCCAGGUCAACGGAGAGAAGGAGGAGAAGGGGACACCCGAUGCGGACGACAUCACAGCCGGCGAGGAGAAGGCUGCGGAGGAGAAGCCCGGAGAGGCCAACGAGGUGGGCUUCAAGAAGAUCUUCCGCUUUGUGGGCUUCAAGUUCACCCUGAAAAAGGACAAAAACGAGAAGACGGAACCCGUGCAACUGCUGACCGUGAAGGACAAGGACGGAGAGGGGGAGGCCAGCGGCUCUGAGGAGGUGCAGGAAGAAGUGGCUGCUGAGGAGAAGGGGGAGGCCGAGGGUCAGGCCGCGGAGACGGAGGCUCCGUCCUCUGAGGCCACGCCCGAGGCUGCGGCAGACGUUGAGACUCCGGCUGAUGCCGUGGACGGAGAAGCGGCCUCAGAGGAGGCACCAAAGGAGGAGGGGGAGGAGGAGGGACAGAAAGAAUGCGAGGACCAGGCUGGAUCUCUUACCAGUCCGCCUAGCCAGGAGGUCACCCAGUCCCCCUUCCGGAAAUUCUUCACACAGGGCAUCUUCUCCAACCUGCGCAAAAAGGCCAGCAUCAAGAAGCCCAAAGAAGAAGAGCCAAAAGAGGGCACCGCUGAGGAGGAGGUCAAGGAGGGAGAGGAAGGUGCAGAGGAGAGGGAGAAAGCCGAGGUAGUCAAGGAAGAGGUACAGGUCGCAACCCCUCCAGAGGAAUCCACGGCCGAGGUUGCAGUUGAGGACAUUCCCAUAGCUGAGACAGCCACCACUAACGAGGUCGUUGUGGAGGUUAAAGCUGAAGCCGAGGUUGCCAUGGAAACCCCGGCUCCAGCAGCAGCUGACACUACUGAUGAAGCCAAACCAGCAGAGGAGAUAGCUGAGGAGGCGACGGAGGGCGACAAGGCACCAGCAGAGGUCGCCCAUGAGGCUGAGUUGCUGUCCUCCCAGGAGAAGACAAAGGCCCAGGGAAGCCCACUGAAGAAGCUCUUCACUGGGGCGGGCCUGAAGAAGCGCUCAACUAAGAAGCAGAAGGCCAAGAAAGACGCAGAGGCUAAGCUAACCGAGUCUGGGGAGCAGGCUUCAGAGCAGUUACAGUCCUCCACUGAGUCGACCGAGGGCCAGAAAGUCAGUAGCAGCCCUUCGUCCCCAGAGGACUCGGGGGAGCACAUCGCCGGAGCAGAGGCCUCUCAGGCUGAGGCUGGCCAAGAGGCAGAAGGAGAAGGGACCACCUCGGACGGGGAGAAGAAGAAAGAAGGUAUCCUCCCCUGGUCCUCCUUCAAGAAGCUUGUGACACCCAAGAAACGUGUCAAAAGGCCCUCUGAGAGUGAGGAUGAAGCCCCCGGCGACAAGGCCAAGACAGCCACCCUGUCCUCCACGGAGAGCACCGUGUUCAUGGACAAACCCGCCAGCGAGGAGAUCAAACCGUCCGAGGAGGAGCUGAAGACUGAGAAUGCGGAAAAACUGGAGAGCAGCACUGAGGAGCCCAAGAAGAAGAUGGACACCUCAGUGUCCUGGGAGGCCCUGAUGUGCAUGGGUGGUAAGACCAAGAGGACCAGGAGGACCUCGGAUUCAGAUGAUGAUGAGACCAAAAUCGAGGAGGAGGUGCAGCCAGCUGGAGAGGAGAAGGCCAACACCACCGAGUCACCUCUCGUCAGUUCCCAGGAGGCUGAACCAGAAAACACUGUGUCAUCCCCAGAACCACACACCAGCACUUCAGAUGGAGAGGCGGUGUCCACCUGGGAGUCCCUGAAGCGCUUCGUCAUCCAGCGAAGGAAGUCCAAAACCGAGGAGAGGACCGAGGAGGCAGCGUCUUCUGAACAAGUCCUCUCAGACAGUGAAAUCCCCAAAGAGGAGUCCUCUUUCUCUUUGAGAAAACUCAUCCCCGGACGCAAGAAGAAGAAGCUUGAGAAGCAGUUCUCCUCCGACGUGGGCUCUGGUGAGGAGGACUCGGACACCCCGGGCGUGGUUCCUCUGUCAGAGUACGACAACGAGCCACAGGCUCCGACCGAGGAGACGUCGGAAACGGCUCCAGCUAAAGUCUCGUCCGAGGACAGAUCCCCUUCGUGGAUCUCCACCCUGGCGGUCGCAGAGGAGGUUCAUGAGCCGCUGAGUGACAUCCCCGAGGAGGGAGACAAUGCUGCCACGCCCAAGUCAGCCGACACCAGCAUGGCUGAGGACAUCGUGGACCUGACGACAGAGGAGGCGUUGGCAGCCCAAGAGAAAGUGCCCGAGCUAUCUGCUGUAGAGGUGACCGAAUUACUCCCCGCGACCCCAGCUGGAGAAACCACCCCUGUUCCAGAUGCCCCAGAGUCCGAAUCAGUGGAUGUUGUUCUGGAGGAAGCGGCGGAGGUGCUUAGCGAGAUCCCUAGUCAAUCAAGCGUCCCAGUGGAAACGGUCCCACUGGAAGAGGCGGAUACCAAUUUGGAGCCCCAACCACCAAUUGACUUUGCGGAAGUGGAGACAAAGCUCGUGCUGAUGGCACACGUCAAGGAUGAGGCCACCGCCAUCUGCACUGGAUUAGGCACCAAGGAGAUUGCAAAGCUGGCAAUAGAGAAGCCUGUGACUCCCGUUGUGGAGUGUGUCUCCGUGGUCAGCGAUGCUCUGGUCGCAGAGGUCCCUCUUGAGGACAAAGCUGAAAAGAUUGAGGAGGCCGUUGCAGCUGAAGACCCUGUGUUUAAGGCUCAAGUGGAGCAGGUGGAAACCACGGAGCUGGAGCCGGCCCUGGAGAACACCGUGGGAGACGAGAAACCCGAGACUGAGAACGCCAGCGAAGGUAAAGAACCCGAAAUCAUCAAAGUGGCUGUGGUCCAUUCCAUCCAGACAGCGGCUGAGAUUGUACAGCCACCGGUGGUGUCCGAAAACACUCCCAGAGUAGAGAUGGUAGAUCCCAUAGAACCAACCGUUGAAGAGGUCCUGUGCACUGAGACCGUACAGGUCACUUCAGCUUCUAUCGUGGAGGGAAAGAGUGAGGAUAUGGAGGUGGAACAGAUUGUGGCUUCUGAAGAAAACGCUGCAGUUGGAGAAGUGACUCAGGCUGCAGUUUAUGAGAUGGUUACUAGUAUGGUUGGAACCUCCCAUGCUGACGAGGCGGUCGAAGCAGCCAUUGCUGUUGUGGCCCCCACUGAGGAGUUUGCUACAGCUAAAGAAACGGUUUGCCUCGUCGCCCCACUACCUAUGGAGCCUGAUCAAGUGGAGGUCAAACAAGAAGCAAUGAUGGAGAAUGCCUCAGUCCCACAAAAUUCCAUUUGUGACAUUCAAAGCCAGGUGCUGGCAAAGGAUGUCCUCGUUGCUGUUGCAGAACUCGGGGUGGAGGGUGACACUGAAGCAGCAAAGUCAGAGGUCAGCGGGGUUAUUGUGGAGGUCACUGAGAAGAUCGAGGAAGACACCAAGGCAGAGGAAGAGGCAAGCACCAUUGAGGAGCAGGGCAUGGUCAUCGCCCAGGUGGUCAUCCAGAAUGCUUUGGACAAAGUGGCAGAGAAUGAGUCAGAAGAAGAGAAGCCUGCCACUCUGACCACUGAUAUACCAACCACUGAUAUCCCAACCACUGAUGCCCCAACCACUGAUGCCCCAACCACUGAUGCCCCGCCCACUGAUGCCCCAACCACUGAUGCCCCACCCACUGAUGCCUCAACCACUGAUGCCCCACCCACUGAUGCCCCAACCACUGAUGCCCCACCCACUGAUGCCCCAACCACUGAUGACCCAACACCUGUCCAGGCUGUCUUAACGAUAGAGAAAGAGGUGAAAAAGGCACCAGAGGAGCAACCAGUCAUUACUGGGGUAUCUGUAGUGAAUAUACAAGCAGAGAAACCUGCUCCAGAAGCACCAGCAGAGGCUGAAACAGCAACACUAUCAGUCUACGAAGCCGUCCAGGUCAUGGAGACAAUUGAAGUUGAGGUCAUCGACGAAGAGGCUCACAAGGAGCCUGAGGAGACAGUCAAACCGGAAGUGAAUACGGAUCAGUUAAACCAGGCAGUGGAGGUCAACGUAUGUGAGGAGAAGGUGGAAGAGGUAGAAGAAGAAGUGAGGGAGAUUCCAGAGAGUCAGAUGAAUGGGAAGAGCGAGGAGAUCAAGAAGGAAAACGACAUAGCAGAGGAAGUGUUGCCGGAAGCAUCACCCACUGAGAUCAAGGAUAUUCAACCCAAGGUUCAGCAUGCUGAGGUGAAAGAGGUGUCUGAGGCAGGCCCUGUAGAAGCAGUAACGCAAGUUCUCAAGACCCCCUCUCAGCCGGAGGAGAAGAAGGAGGCUGCACCAGUAGUCCUUCAGGCCACAGAGGUGGUUGAGGAGCAGGCAGUAGAGGAACUCCAGAUUGAAGCUGUGGUGGAAUUUGACAGCACUGGUGUCACAAACAAUGUGGAUGCAGCAGCCCAGGAUGCCCCUGCCGUCGCCACUGUGGAAAUGAACAUGAUAGCAGACCAGGAACCAGCACUGGAGGAGGCUGAAAAUCAUGUGUCUACAGAUACUGCUGUCACAAGCCAAGAGGCCCAAGUCGCUGUGGCAAUCGCCAGCCCUGUGGAGCCGGCGGUGCCAGAGACUGAGAAGGCGUCUGCAGCGAAGUGCGCCGAGGUGAUGGCACAGGUAAUCGAGGUGAUCGAGGAGGCAGUGAAGGAGAUCGAGCCUGUCUCCACGGAGCUUACAGCAGCAUCGUGAGCAGCUGUAGGUGCAUGAUGGAUGCCUGGGAGUGUCCAGAUCUGGAAGCGUUAGAAAGAAAGAGAGGCUGCUCUGUGGAAACAUACUGACACUGAGCUCCGCCCCACCCUGCCCAGAGCGACCGAGUGACUGAGCGACUAUUCCACACGUCUCUCUUCUUCAUCCCUACCCCCUUCCCUCCCACCCCCCAAGCCCCAUCCAUCACGCAGCACCAGUCCCAUCAUAAAGUGACCCGCUCACACACACCCCUCCCACCCAUCUCAAUUCUUCCCCUCCCAACACACACACACACCAUGUUCUUACUGUCACUGUGCCAAUGGUGCCCCUCAGAAGCAUCCCAUCCGCCUUGUAAUCAAUGUGAUGUACGCUUGCUGUCUUAAUGACUUUCCAUUGCCCUUGCUACAGUGGCAGGGGUGGGUCUGCUGUCUGGUGUGGAGUGUGUAUGUGUGUGUGUGUGUGUGAGCAUGUGUGUAUACGUCUACAUGUGACUGUGUGAGUGUGUGUGCGUGUAUGUGUGUGAGAGAGAAAUAGAGCGAGAGAGAGGGGGGGGGGAGAGAGAGAAAGAGAGCGCGACAAGACAGUGUGUGUUGUCGGAAAAGUUGGAAGAUCAUUAUCUUGUAUAUUGUAUUUAUAUCUUAAGUAUUCUCGUCCCCUUUACUUCAUUCUAUUUUUUCAUUGUUUGUAAUAAUGUACCCCAUCUUCUCAUGUCUGUGAACUCAGAACUCUAAAACACUGUUAGAAUUCUACAGAGAUUCUAACAAAAACAUGGUACAAAUGCCAUUUGGCAGAGUAAUAGCAUUGAUUAUAGAUUGAUGGCAAAAUGUGAAAAAAACAGGAGAUAUCCAGUAGGAUUUUGACUUUUGACAUGUUCACUGUCACUCUAAACUGUCUCUCUCCCCUCAGCCCUCCGUUAUGUUUUCAGCGCCUACUGUAGAUAUACAUACUUCACUGCCUGACUGACUGUGAAAUAAGUUACUUACUGAAAUAUAAAUGUCUUUGAAUUUCAUGUAAAGAUACAAUAAAACACUAAUAUUUCACCCUGGUUUGAUAAUGUGAGAAGACAAUGUAUUUCGACCUGUGGUUUGCCAAGCAGGGAUUUUGACGAAAACACACUGAAACACUUGUGACACUUGAGGGACUGUACUUGGGCAGGCACAACUUGCACUUGCAUGGGGCAGAAGUCACAUGUGUUUCUCAGUAUGUUAGACGGUCUAGAACAUGAAGUGUAUGGAUUCUAGGUAGGUGGUGUAAAACACUGGCAGUAGAGCCUCAUGCUGGGUUCACACAGGAGAACAGUGCACUGGCACCCUCUGCUGCCUCAUUUGUCUGUUUUAGUCCGAAUCUUCCAAUCCUCCCAGUUGAGCCAGUGCUGAUAGUAUCCUCACUUAUGUUUUGUGGAAUUGAUAUAGAUUUAUGAAUGGGGGUUAGGAAUGUUUUCAUUUUAUGAAAUGUUUCAAUUGUUUUCUGCAGCCUACACAAAGAUUCACGUUGUAGUGUAGGUGUGUGACAAUUUACUAAUGACGCUGGGAAGGGGACACCAAGCUAGCACAACUGAGUUUUUUUAGAUGGAACACAACACACACAUCACAUGGUACCAGAGAAAGAGAGGCGCUUGUUUUUCUGUUAAUAUAUAAGCCAAAUUUAGUUAGGAUCGGUAAUCAUGGUUGCCCCUCAUGAUAGGACAUCACUAGGAUCAGAUUAUGACUGGGAAGAACUCAAGACUUGGCUUGGGGGUCAGGCAGGUUCAAGUCACCCUGUAAAUAGCAAUGGAGCUGCCAAUGUUGAUACUAAUUUGAGAUGUAUGGUUAUCAAUUGAAGAACAGUUGGGUAAUUCCAUGUUCCAGAGAUUUCUUUUUACUUUGUCGGGAGUGUAGAAGGGGGCAGGGUGGGGUAGAAAAACAAAGUCAAAAGAUGAUCUAGCUCCAUCAAUGUCUAGAACAAACCAAAUCAAUCAGAAAUGGCAGAAACAGGAAUAGACACAUCCUUUCCAAAUUCAGUCAAAUUGAGGUAUUGAUUAUGAGUAGCUGUUUCCGAUUGAACCCUUCAUGCCCAGGCAGUGGUUGACUUAGCUUUAGCGUUUACAUUGCUCAGCUGACAGACCAAACACAGAGAGAGGAACAUAGACAGCCAUUUCUGGUUACCACUUCACUUGGAUGGAUGCAUCACAUCCACAUUUGCUUUCUUGCAACAGAGUAAAAAGACAGAAUGAAACCAUGUAAAAGACAGUUUUCUUUGUGUUUUUUUGCUAUAUUUUGGUUUAGACCCCCUACAUACCCACCUACGCUUUUUGUAACACAAUCUAACUGUGAACCUGGUAACAUUUGUACAAAUUGUAUACCCAUGUACCUAAAAAGAAAUAAUAUUGUAAUUAUAACAAAUAACCUAUAAGCAUUAAAGCAUCUAAUGUCUCUGUUGCAUGGUCUUAAUUCUGUCUUUUAUAUUUUCCAAGCUGUUAAUAGAAUGGAUAAAAAAUCAUGUCUAUAUUUCAUUCAAUAAAGCUAGUAGUAUAAAAACAUGUA
Messenger RNA from Osmerus eperlanus (European smelt), 7583 nucleotides. RefSeq names its product A kinase (PRKA) anchor protein 12b (gene akap12b). Gene Ontology annotation, molecular function: protein kinase A binding; calmodulin binding. Gene Ontology annotation, cellular component: cytoplasm. Bases 184 to 5064 code for a protein of 1626 amino acids. Gene Ontology annotation, biological process: regulation of protein kinase C signaling; signal transduction. NCBI's taxonomy places the organism in Eukaryota, Metazoa, Chordata, Actinopteri, Osmeriformes, Osmeridae. The record is from RefSeq and is a predicted model, not a curated record. The transcript is spliced from 4 exons.